Molecule: messenger RNA, 2204 nt
Organism: Fusarium verticillioides 7600
Lineage: Eukaryota; Fungi; Ascomycota; Sordariomycetes; Hypocreales; Nectriaceae
Exons: 8
Coding region: 55-2154 (699 amino acids)
Biological process (GO): positive regulation of transcription by RNA polymerase II; DNA-templated transcription
Cellular component (GO): nucleus
Molecular function (GO): sequence-specific DNA binding; zinc ion binding; DNA-binding transcription factor activity, RNA polymerase II-specific
Source: RefSeq, a predicted model, not a curated record
GUCGGAACAGCACCCCGACCUCUCUCCUCAACAGACAUUGUCAAUUGCGCAACGAUGCCUGCUACACAGAGUGGUCAAUUUCGGAUUAUUAAGAAAUGUGCUAAAGCGUGUAAGCGAUGUCGGUCUAUGAAGGUCAAGUGUUCGGGGGCGCAGCCUUGUCUGAGAUGUGGACGGAAGAAUCAGAGAUGCAUAUACGAGGCGGAAGAGAAGAAGGUAUCGGUGCCUGAGAGCUACCUGCGUGCCUUGGAGAGGCGACAAGAUGGACUUCCAUCGCCAGGGUCGUUUGGCAAUGGAAGUAGGCCACGUCCAAGGCACUCUUCUGUUUCUGACUAUGGUAUUUCCGGUGUAGUCACACGGGACGCCUCCCUGGCCGGGGAUGGAGAUCUUACUCUUGGAACACCUCAAGAUCAUGACGAGAACGACGAAACAAACGAGGCUGCCUCGCUAUCCACUAAUGACCUCCUCGAACCGGCCUUCCGACAAAACCCCCUCGUCGACAAUGACUAUGUGUUCGGCCAAGCCAUGGGCCGCUACUGGUACAUGGGACCCGCAUCAUCAUGGGCUUUCUGCAGAAGAGUCCUAGCCUUAGUAGGCAAGCAUCUCCCCGAAGCAAACAACGAGCCUCUACCCUGGCACCUCGACGGAGUGGCCUUCCGACUACAGUGGAGACCACUUAUGCCAGAUGAGCCACCGGAUAUUUCCAAUCUACCUCCAUCGGACUAUGCAUACUUUCUCAUUCAGACUGCGAGGUUCUACCUUGGCCCGUUGGCGAGUUUGAUAGACGAGGCUGAGUUUCUUCAGCAUUUCAAAGAGCUCUAUCAAGAUGCCUCAGCGAAAGCGGCUUCGUGUAAGCUGUGGUAUGCGCAAUAUUUACUCAUGAUCGCUUUCGGUAAAGCUUUCCUCGGUGGAAAGAGUACUGAUGGAAGUCCACCGGGGUAUCAAUACGCUGCACGGGCGAUGCCAUUGAUGCCAGAGUUAGCAGGCAUUGCGCUUGAUCCGGUUCUCUCUGCACAAGCACUCACUCUAGCUGCUAUAUACUUUCAGUCGAUUGACAUGCGAGUAGCAGCAUAUCAACAUAUCGGACAGGCUCUCCGGAUAUGUGUUCUGUCUGGAUUCCACAGGCAUAUGCCGGAAGAAGCUGUCGGAGCGCAACACUCCAAGCGAUGCCACAUAAUAUUCUGGGUGGUUUAUAUGCUAGACCAAGAGUUUGCUGCACUGAUUGGUGCAACCAGCGCGAUUCGGGACGAGGACAUAACUAAUAAAUUACCUUCUCAGGCGGACAGCUCAUUAAGCUCACUGAGUCUGACCCUUCAUGUUCAGCUUGCUCGGUUAAUAGCUCGACUACUGGGGACGGUAUACGGCGUUGGGAAAGAUUACGAUGGCACCCUUUUUAGCAACACACAGUCUAUCCUACGCAACUUGGCUGAGCUAAAUCGUGAUCUGAACAACAUCAUCAACAAUCAUUUCCGAGACUCAAUCAGCAAAGCGUCAAGAAUUGCAACGAGACUGCUGCUCCAAUAUCACCAUUGCGUCGUACUCACGACGAGACCGCAGAUAAUGUGUGCCUUGCAUAUGCACAUCGAACAGUCAAAGACACAAAUGAUGACCCACGGCUUAUCACUAUCUCCACCGGUUGCAUCGCUUAUACAGUCAUGCGUUAGCUCAGCGCAGGCGAUUUUGAAGACGCUCCGUGCCUUGGCAGAUGAAGAUCUCAUCGAGGCAUUUUUGCCUUUUCAGAUUGAGUAUGCAUCGUCGUCAGCGUUCCUCCUCCACCUAAUCCCUAUAAUCUGCCCAUCUCUUCUUUCAGAUGAUUCAUGGCGUGAUGAUGCUCGCUAUGUAUUUGACACUCUGAUUGCGAAAGGAAGUCUCAUUGCUCCUUUGCGUAAAGUAGAGCUUGAGCAGUUGGAGCAGAAGUUAUCUGCUCUGACGCCGGCUAGUAAUAUCGCAACACCGGAAGUACCAAACCAGAGAGAAGAUCAUGUCGACGUCCAAGAAGAGCAAAACGGGGAACCUGACUUACAGGAACAUGUCUCGGAUGAGACAGGAUGGGACCUCUUUGCGGCUAAUGCCAUGGCGGGGUUGACGCCUGGGGAGUUGCUAGAUCUGGCAGAACAGCUCGAUGUAGAUAGUUUUCUGUAUCAGCCCGAGAUGUAAGAAAGCUAAAAACCAUCGAAACAAUUAAUAAGAUGCCAUUGCAAUUGCCA